Molecule: messenger RNA, 1251 nt
Organism: Chelmon rostratus (copperband butterflyfish)
Lineage: Eukaryota; Metazoa; Chordata; Actinopteri; Chaetodontiformes; Chaetodontidae
Gene: hs3st4
Product: heparan sulfate (glucosamine) 3-O-sulfotransferase 4
Exons: 2
Coding region: 1-1251 (416 amino acids)
Molecular function (GO): [heparan sulfate]-glucosamine 3-sulfotransferase activity
Source: RefSeq, a predicted model, not a curated record
AUGGCAUUUUGGUCCAGCACUUCGGUUUUCACCUCUAAAGUGCCCCGGAAAAUCUUAUUCAUGUUCACCCUCUCCCUCUCUGUCACCUACCUGUUCUAUAGCUUGAUGAGCUGCUACAACUCGCUGCAGUUCCCCCUGCAAGAGAACUACGUCUAUCAAGGGAGGCUGGUGACGGAGGAGACAACUUUUGUGACAUUGAGGGAGAAACUUUAUUCCGCCUCGCAGGGCUUUACCGAAUUCACCGAAGCCGAGAGAACCACCGCGGUCUCCGCCGUGAGGGAUCAUGCCGAGGCCGAACAAAGGACGAUGGAGUGGAUUAGGACCCAGGCGUCUCCAACUAAAUCCGCGGCGGCGUAUCGCACCACCGCGCUGGAGAGGGAGCACCAGGAAUUCAGCACCACGGACAGCGAACUCAGGGUGAACUGCACCAUGGAUUACGGAGAGAAGAAACUUCCCCAAGCCAUCAUCAUCGGGGUGAAGAAAGGGGGGACUAGAGCCCUGCUGGAGGCUCUCAGGGUGCACCCGGACGUCAGAGCGGUUGGAAACGAGCCACAUUUCUUUGACAGGAACUACGAGAAGGGGCUGGACUGGUACCGAGACCUGAUGCCUUCGACGCUGGAGGGGCAGAUCACCAUGGAGAAGACACCCAGCUACUUUGUGACUAACCAUGCCCCAAAGCGGAUCCACUCCAUGGCCAGGGACAUCAAGCUUAUUAUUGUGGUGCGUAAUCCUGUCACUAGAGCCAUUUCAGACUACACACAGACUUUGUCCAAGAAACCUGAGAUCCCCACCUUCGAGGUUCUGGCUUUUAAGAACCGGACGCUGGGUCUUAUAGACGCUUCAUGGAGCGCGUUGCGUAUAGGAAUAUAUGCGCUCCACUUGGAGAGCUGGAUGCAGUAUUUCCCUCUUUCCCAAAUGCACUUUGUGAGCGGCGAGAGGCUCAUCGUGGAUCCCGCGGGCGAGAUGGCCAAAGUGCAGGACUUCUUGGGACUCAAACGGAUCGUCACAGACAAACACUUUUACUUCAAUAAAACGAAAGGAUUUCCGUGUCUGAAGAAGCCGGAGGACAGCAGCACUCCCAGAUGCCUCGGCAAGUCGAAAGGGAGAACUCACCCUAAAAUCGAGCCGGACGUGAUUCGGCGGCUGCACAAGUUCUACAAACCCUUUAACAUGAUGUUCUACCAAAUGACCGGCCAGAACUUUGAAUGGGAGCUGGAGGAGGACAGUGAAUCUCGUAGCUCUCAGGACUAG